Dichotomopilus funicola is the source of this 1143-nucleotide messenger RNA. Its product is annotated as glycoside hydrolase. Gene Ontology annotation, molecular function: cellulose binding; alpha-L-arabinofuranosidase activity. The record is from RefSeq and is a predicted model, not a curated record. Gene Ontology annotation, biological process: L-arabinose metabolic process. Gene Ontology annotation, cellular component: extracellular region. NCBI's taxonomy places the organism in Eukaryota, Fungi, Ascomycota, Sordariomycetes, Sordariales, Chaetomiaceae. The transcript has 2 exons. Bases 1 to 1143 code for a protein of 380 amino acids.
AUGAAGCUCACCACCGCCAUCGCCUUGCUCGGGUCGGGGCUCCCCGUGGCCCACGGCGCCUGCAGCCUCCCAUCCAGCUACCGGUGGACGUCGUCCAAUGCCCUGGCGCAGCCCAAGAACGGCUGGGCCAACCUCAAGGACUUUACCCACGUGCCAUACAACGGCAAGCAUCUCGUGUAUGGGUCCUACUAUGGAAGCGCCUAUGGGUCCAUGAACUUUGGCGUCUUCUCGGACUGGUCUGAGAUGGGCUCCGUCAGCCAGAACCAGAUGAGCUCAGCCGCUGUCGCGCCGACCCUCUUCUUCUUCGAGCCCAAGAACAUCUGGGUCUUGGCCUAUCAAUGGGGAGCGACCGCCUUCUCGUACCGCACGUCGUCCGACCCCACCAACGCGAACGGCUGGUCGGCGGCGCAGCCGCUCUUCUCGGGCAGCAUCUCCGGCUCCGGUACGGGGCCGAUCGACCAGACCCUGAUCGGCGACAGCAGCAACAUGUACCUCUUCUUCGCUGGCGACAACGGCAAGAUCUACCGCUCCAAGAUGGCCCUCGGCAGCUUCCCGGGCAACUUCGGCACCUCCGCGGAAGUCAUCCUCAGCGGCGGGCAGUACGAUCUCUUCGAGGCCGUACAAGUGUACACCGUCUCCGGCCAGAGCUCGCCGCUGUACCUCAUGAUCAUCGAAUCGAUCGGCUCCGGCGGCCGGUACUUCCGAUCCUACACGGCCACCAACCUCGGUGGGUCGUGGUCGCCCCAAGCCACCAGCGAGAGCGCACCCUUCGCGGGCAAGGCCAACAGCGGCGCGUCCUGGACCAGCGACAUCAGCCACGGCGAUCUCAUCCGCAGCGGACCUGACCAGACCUUCCCCAUCGACCCGUGCAACCUGCAGCUGCUGUACCAGGGCCGUUCCGGCGACAACUCCGACUACAACAAGCUGCCGUACCGGCCUGGUCUGCUCACGCUGCAGGGGGCUAACGGCGGGAGCCCCUCGCCCACGACCACGAGCAAGCCGCCGACGAAUACAGGCGGUAGUGGGAGCGGUACCGCUGCGCACUUUGCGCAGUGUGGUGGUCAGGGGUACACCGGCCCGACGACGUGUGAGAGCCCGUACAAGUGCACGUUCUCGAACGAUUGGUACUCCCAGUGCCUGUAA